Molecule: messenger RNA, 4690 nt
Organism: Sceloporus undulatus (fence lizard)
Lineage: Eukaryota; Metazoa; Chordata; Lepidosauria; Squamata; Phrynosomatidae
Gene: DCLK2
Product: doublecortin like kinase 2
Exons: 17
Coding region: 1282-3645 (787 amino acids)
Biological process (GO): intracellular signal transduction; protein phosphorylation
Molecular function (GO): ATP binding; protein kinase activity
Source: RefSeq, a predicted model, not a curated record
UGCUGCUGCUGCUGGGCUCCCUGGGCUUGGCUUCUGCAGAGCUCUAGCAAGGAAAGAAGGAAGGGAAAGAAAGGGGGAAGAGAAAGGCACCCAGUUGCUUUGCCUUGCCAUCUCCAAACCAGCAAGCCUUUCUGCAAGCUUUGCAGCAGCCUUGCGCCUGCGCAUUGGGAGCAGCCAGCCAGGUUUUGGGAGAGAGAGAGCUGCCUUGAGAGGAAGAGGAGGAGGAGGAGGAGGAAGGCUGUCCCUUGGGUUUGGCGGCUGGCUUUGUAGGAAGGGAGGCAGAGGGGCUGGGAGGCUGCCCUCUCCUCCUCCUCCUCCUCCUCCUCCUCCUCUCCGGUGGCACAAAAUGGACUGACUGAAGGAGGAGAGCCAGCCGCAUCCUUGGCUUGUGGGCUGGGGAUGGAGACAGCUCUUUUGGUCCCUCCUCCCCUCGUUGGCUCUUGAGGAGGGCAUCCUUCAGCUGCUGCGCCCUCUAAGCCUCCUCCUCCCUCGCCGUGUGCCCUUUUGGAGGCCCUCUGGAGAGAUGCUGCUGAGGAGGAGGCGGAGGAGAGCAAGAGUGCCUGGGCGAGCCUGACUCCUCAUGGACACCGAGCCUUGGCUCCUGGGCGAGGAAGAAGAAGGAGAGGAGGAGGCUUCCCAGGCGGCGCCUAGGACUCGGGCAGCUCUGGCUCCUGGUUUUGGCGGGAGGCUGCUGGGCUAAGGGCCUCCUCCUCCUCCCCCUCCUGCUCCAGGGCGGCUGAGGCUGAGCCAGGCCGAGGAGGGAGCGGGCUCAUCCUGACAGCAUCCUCCUCCUCCUCCUCCUCCUGCUGCUGCUGCUGGUUCUUAUUGUUCUUCUUGGGGCAGGGAGCCUUGGGAUUGCCUUGCCCUUCUUCCUUGGGAAGAGUCUCUCUCUCUGGGCAACUGUUGCUCUUUGGGGGCUGCUGGGGCCAGGGAGGGGCUGCGCUUCCUUGGCAAGGGCGACUGUUUAGGGAGAGAGAGGGACUUGGGGCCAAGGACUCUGCAUUUCAUGGCCAUCAUUGGAGAAGAGGGGGGUUAGGGAGAGUCUGAGGUAUGUAUUGAAUUGGACAUUCUUCUUUGGAAGGGGGGGGGCUGCCUCUCAUCGGCCAUUGUUAUUCUUACUGUUAUUAUUUGGGGAGGGCUUUGUGGCCCCCAGGGAGGAGAGCCUGCCUCUCCUUGCCAGUGGGGCUUCUUCCUCCCAUUUGGGCAGGGAGCCUUGCCUGCCCUCGGGAAGCGUCCAGAUCCGGGGGUUGUCGGUGUGGCCCUUGGGGAGCCCUCGCCCUCAUGGCCAGCCCCCGGAGGACCCUGGAGCUGGAGCACUUCGAGGAGAGGGACAAAAGGAGGCAACACCAGCACCGCUCCGGAGCCCGUCGAGGAGGAGGAGGCGGUGGAGGGAGCUCGACUUGCAGCAGCAGCUCGGGCCCGAAGGGGAACGGGCUGAUUCCCAGCCCCGCGCACAGCGCCCACUGCAGCUUCUACCGCACCCGCACCCUCCAGGCCCUGAGCUCGGAGAAGAAGGCCAGGAAGGCCCGCUUCUACCGCAACGGGGACAAGUACUUCAAGGGCCUGGUCUACCCCAUCUCCAGCGACAGGUUCCGCUCUUUCGACGCCCUGCUCAUCGAGCUCACCCGCUCCCUCGCCGACAACGUCCACCUGCCCCAAGGCGUCCGGGCCAUCUACACCCUCGACGGCGCCCGGAGGCUGGCCAGCCUCGACGAACUCGUGGACGGUGAAAGCUAUGUAUGUGCAUCGAAUGAACCAUUUCGGAAAGUUGAUUACACUAAGAAUGUUAACCCAAAUUGGUCUGUCAACAUAAAAUCUGGGUCAUCCCGUUCUCUUACAUCUUUGACAUCUUCAAGAAGUGAAUUGAAGGAGAGCAAGGACUUCAUUAAACCCAAACUGGUAACCGUUAUACGAAGUGGAGUGAAACCACGGAAAGCUGUGAGAAUAUUGCUGAAUAAAAAGACUGCUCAUUCCUUUGACCAAGUAUUGACUGAUAUAACAGACGCUAUUAAGUUAGAUUCAGGAGUAGUGAAGAGAAUUUGUACACUGGAUGGAAAACAGGUUACCUGCUUGCAAGAUUUUUUUGGUGAUGAUGAUGUUUUCAUUGCCUGUGGACCUGAGAAAUACCGUUAUGCUCAAGAUGAUUUUGUACUGGACCAUAGUGAAUGUCGUGUUAUGAAAUCAUCUUAUUCCCGUUCAUCUGGAUUGCAAAGAUAUUCUGGAUCAAAAAGUCCUGGACCUUCACGUCGAAGCAAGUCACCUGCUUCAGUAAAGAGGAGUGGCCACUACUCCAGUGCUUACUCUUCAGCAAAAUCCCCAGUCAAUGGAAACACAAGCAGCCAGAUUUCUACUCCUAAAUCAACAAAAUCUUCUAGCUCCUCUCCAACAAGCCCAGGAAGCUUUCGGGGCCUCAAGAUUCCUCCACAUUGUGGAUCUUCUUCCAAUGUGAAUGGUGUGCCUGAACUAUCUCCUUGCUUGAGUCCUGAAGGUGUGAAUGGAAACAAAUGCUCAGGGUCAUCAACUAUUCUUGAAAAAUACAAAGUGGGGAAGGUGAUUGGAGAUGGUAAUUUUGCUGUAGUAAAGGAAUGCAUAGAACGAUCCACUGGAAAGGAGUUUGCAUUAAAGAUUAUAGACAAAGGAAAAUGUUGUGGAAAGGAGCACUUGAUUGAAAACGAAGUCUCGAUAUUGCGUAGAGUGAAACAUCCCAAUAUUAUCAUGCUUAUAGAGGAAAUGGAUACUGCAACUGAGCUCUGUCUGGUGAUGGAACUGGUCAAGGGAGGAGACCUUUUUGAUGCUAUCACUUCUUCAACAAAAUACACAGAGCGUGAUGGAAGUGCAAUGGUCUACAAUCUAGCUAGUGCACUGAAAUAUCUCCAUGGUCUCAGUAUUGUCCAUAGAGAUAUCAAGCCAGAGAACCUCCUGGUCUGUGAGUAUCCAGAUGGGACAAAGUCCUUGAAGUUAGGAGACUUUGGUCUAGCCACUGUGGUUGAAGGGCCUCUCUAUACAGUUUGUGGUACACCAACUUAUGUGGCUCCUGAAAUCAUUGCAGAGACAGGCUAUGGCUUAAAGGUGGACAUUUGGGCUGCUGGAGUCAUUACGUACAUAUUGUUAUGUGGAUUUCCACCAUUUCGUAGUGAGAACAAUGUCCAAGAAGAUCUUUUUGAUCAGAUCCUGGUUGGAAAGCUAGAAUUUCCUUCUCCAUACUGGGAUAACAUCACUGAUUCUGCUAAGGAGUUAAUUAGUCUGAUGUUACAAGUAAAUGUGGAAGCACGAUAUACUGCAGCUCAGAUUCUAAACCACCCCUGGGUAUCGGAUGAUGCCUCCCAGGAAAAUAAUAUGCAAGCUGAAGUAACAGGUAAAUUAAAGCAGCACUUUAACAACACACUACCCAAACAGAAUAACCCAACUGCAGGGGUUUCUGUCAUCAUGUGCACAGCUCUAGAUAAAGAAAGACAAAUCUUCUGCAAGAAGCGCUGUCAACUCUCUGGUCAAGCUGCUGUGAACCAAACCACCAUGACAAAUGCUGCAGCUCAUGAACCUCCUACGGUUGGUCUCAAAACAUUGUUUCCUGCUGCUUCUGAGCCACUCAAACUCUCUACACACCCUGUCUCAGCAUGUCAUGAUGGUAGUGCAGGACUCAUUUAAGACAAGUUCCAUGGAAAUACACUUCUAGGUCAGAAAACUACUACUACUGUUCUGUUGUAUUCACUACUGUAGUUUGUUCACAUUCUGUUUGAAAAGGAUGAAGUUGGUAUAUACAGUAGUUUUUAGUGGUCUGGAGAUUACAUUUGGAAGUUCUUACCUUUUAGAAAUUUUUAGUGUUAAAUAUAAUUAAAACAACAUUGGAAUUUGAAUGGAAUCAUCUAUUCUAGUGGUAAUCAUAUCUUGAUAUACUGCACUCUUCGCAUAGGAAGAAACAUUUGAAAAAGGCUUUACCCAGUAAUCUCUGGCGUUCACAGAAAGUUCCGGAGAAAUAAAUUGGGAAGCUCUGAGUAUUACUUUAUGCAAUUUUAAAGUUCUGUUCUGGAAAUUACUCUAAAUAGCCAAACCUGGUCUCAGUGGACAAUCUGUACAAUAUUGAAAGGCAAGUUGUAUGAGUGAGAUUACAUGUGUGAAGGUAUUUGGGGGGCUUGAUAUCUAAAAUGAACCUGAACACAUGGAAUUGAAUACAAAAGUAACAUAAUCAGAGGGGAAAUCAUUUUUUACUCGUUUCUCCUUUUUGUUACGAAGACUUAGAGCCCUUUCAGCCAUUGUUGUUCUGCACAUACUGUACUGGUUCCAGACCCCAUUCCCAGAUAUUAACGGUUACAAACAACAACUUGUCUUGGAAUAAAGAGCUUGCCGCAUGUUGCAUUUCCUAAAAUGGAGCAGUAUAUUUAGAGCAAGCUAAACUAAAGCAAUGAACUUCUGGUCACCAACACUGAAUGCUUUUCCAUCUUGUUUUUUUUAAUUAGACCACUCUUUUUUAUAACUACAAAAUAAAAUUGAAAUACAGUAUUUGAGGAAAUGUUAUGCUAAAAUGCGCAAUCAAGGAUAGAUGGGAUUGUAUCUUACUUUAUGCUUGUUUCAGUAUUGUAUGUAAUCUGCUUGUUUCCUUUUGUUCCUUUUUAACAAUUCUCAAUCAUUUUCUAUUAGUCUUUAUUUUACAUUAGAACUAUAAGAUCUGCAAUAAACAUUCUUCUUGAAAAGA